UUCUCUCUCAAUCAAAAUCCCCACACACUCUCUCUCUCUCUCUCUCUCUCUUUCUCUCUCUCUAAGUAUGUCUCAGGUUCCAGCUUUUUCCUACAGCAAUGCAGAUCCCUGCAAUUCCGACAUUCGCCGUUCAAGUCACAGAACUGCUGCGACAGAAAACAGCUUCUCCUCGCAGGAAUCGACGAACCAUGCGACGGCUACUGAAGACGACAGCGGUCCGCUUUUGGGGAAGCCCUUCUUCACGGCUAUUUUGACGAAAUCUCAAGUUCAGUCCCCGUAUCAAAUGGCGAUCCCCGCGAAGUUCUACAAAUUCCUUCCGGCGACGUGCGCUCCUGCGACCCUCUCUUGCGGAAGCAGCAGCUGGAAGGUGAACUACAUCGGAGACCGCGGCUUCCGAAGGUUCGACAGCGACUGGAAGCAUUUCGCGACCGACAGCAAACUGCGGGUCGGGGAUGCUUUGGUUUUCGAGCUCGUCGACGAGGCGAAGCUCAAGUUCCGAGUUCGGAUCCUCCGAGGGGAUGUCCCGGAAAUGUUUGCCGCUGGCGGCGACAGCUCUGACAGUCCCAUAGUUAUUGAUUAGGGAUUCAGAAUAGGUGUUUUUCUGCUGAAUGGAAGUGCUUUUGUGCAAAGUAGCUGCUUUUAUACCAGCUGAAGUUUUUUUAUAAAAAACUUUGUUGUUGAGAUAGUGUGGGAUGUUGCUCAAGCACUUUUGCAUUAAUGGUUAGUUUUCUGGCUGAAAAAGUAUUUUCCGUC
This is a messenger RNA of Ananas comosus (pineapple), 753 nucleotides long. RefSeq names its product B3 domain-containing protein Os04g0386900-like. NCBI's taxonomy places the organism in Eukaryota, Viridiplantae, Streptophyta, Magnoliopsida, Poales, Bromeliaceae. The coding region runs from base 68 to 580 and encodes 170 amino acids. Gene Ontology annotation, molecular function: DNA binding. The record is from RefSeq and is a predicted model, not a curated record. The transcript has 4 exons.